Molecule: messenger RNA, 1005 nt
Organism: Gossypium arboreum
Lineage: Eukaryota; Viridiplantae; Streptophyta; Magnoliopsida; Malvales; Malvaceae
Product: MATH domain and coiled-coil domain-containing protein At3g58270-like
Exons: 5
Coding region: 1-1005 (334 amino acids)
Molecular function (GO): protein binding
Source: RefSeq, a predicted model, not a curated record
AUGGAUAUUAAUGGACUAAUAACGAAGGUCACAUGGAGGGUUGAAACUUUGAGUGCACUUCAUACCCAGUCCAACUCUAUGGGUGUUAAUGGACUAAUAACGAAGGUCACAUGGAGGAUUGAGAAUUUCUCCAGUAUUACAGACGAUGGGCUCUAUUCUGAAAAUUUCACUGUUGAUGGCUACAAAUGGCGGCUUAUUAUCUUCCCGAAGGGGAACAAAGUGGAUUUUUGGUAUUUUUUUUUUUUAGAAGUUGCAGAUUCAGCUACUUUGCCUUCGGGAUGGAGUAGAAAUGCCCAAUUUGGAUUUGCAGUCAUCAAUCAAUUCGAUCGUGAACUUUCCAUUACGAAAGCUUUAGGCGAAUUACACGAUCCUAAAAGAGGCUAUCUCCUCAAUGAUGCAUGCUUAUUUGAAGCCUACGUUUCUACUGAUAGGACUAAAGGUUUGAUCUCACAUGAAUUGAUGAUCAAGACUGACUCGGAUAGACAUGAGACCGAUGAAGCUGAUUCAUCAACUCACCCUUCUGAAGAGAUUGUGCGAAGGAAGCGCUGGCUAGCUACAUUAGAGGAAGCAUUGGAUAGGAACCCUUUUCAUUUCUACGGCUCUCGGGAGUUUUCUUCACUUAAGCAGGCGUUUAAGAUACUAGCUAGUUUUGAUUGUUCCUCUACCACCUUUACAAUUGAGCAAAAAAAAGAGUUGUUGGCCAUGGAGGAGAGCCUGAAAGAACUAGCUGACCGAGCAGCGAAAGCAAUGCAGGACAUGAAUUGCCUUACUGAGAAGAAAUCUAUUAAGUUGACAAUUACGCAUAAAUUGGAUCGUAAUGUAAUCAGAUAUAAGGAGGUGGAAUCAGAGGUGAAACAGGAAAUGAAAAUGGAGUUGGAAGCGUUGGAAAUGCAAUGGGCAGAGUAUGAGGCCAUGGCCAAGGUUGCCAUGGAGGAAGAGAGUAUCGUUUUGGCUGAAUGGGGAAGAAUCAAAGAGUUCAUCACUUCCAUUAAAGGAAAGAUUUAG